Mandrillus leucophaeus (drill) is the source of this 2099-nucleotide messenger RNA. RefSeq names its product sushi-repeat containing protein, X-linked 2 (gene SRPX2). The transcript is spliced from 10 exons. The coding region runs from base 477 to 1796 and encodes 439 amino acids. Lineage: Eukaryota; Metazoa; Chordata; Mammalia; Primates; Cercopithecidae. The record is from RefSeq and is a predicted model, not a curated record.
CUAUACUCACAGGCUUGGAGCCAGUGCCAUUCACACUUCCCCCUCUUCUGCAGCAGACAGACUGAGUUCCUCUAAUCCCUGUGUUCCUUCUCCCCCAUCUUUCUAAAACCCUUCUCUGAGAGAGGAAUAACUAUAGCUUCGGGGAUAAUAUAGCUUUAAGGAAACUUUUGGCAGAUGCGGACGUCGUAACAUCUGGGCAGUGUUAACAGAAUCCCGGAGGUCGGGACAGACCAGGAGCCACUCGUUCUAGGAAUGUUGAAGUAGAAGGUUUUUUCCAAUUGAUGAGAGGAGCAGAGAGGAAGGAGAAAGAGGAGAGAGAAAAAGGGCACAAAAUACCAUAAAACAGAUCCCAUAUUUCUGCUUCCCCACUUUUGGAAGUUAAUUGAUGGCUGACUUCUGAAAGUCACUUUUCUUUACCCUGGUACUUCAGGCCAUACAUACAUCUUUUCUUGUCUCCAUAAUCCUCCCUUUCAAGGAUGGCCAGUCAACUAACUCAAAGAGGAGCUCUCUCUCUGCUGUUCUUCCUGACUCCAGCAGUGACACCAACAUGGUAUGCAGGUUCUGGCUACUAUCCAGAUGAAAGCUACAAUGAAGUAUAUGCAGAGGAGGUCCCACGGGCUCCUGCCCUGGACUACCGAGUCCCCCGAUGGUGUUAUACAUUAAAUAUCCAGGAUGGAGAAGCCACAUGCUACUCACCGAGGGGAGGAAAUUAUCACAGCAGCCUGGGCACACGUUGUGAGCUCUCCUGUGACCGGGGCUUUCGACUGAUUGGAAGAAGGUCGGUGCAAUGCCUGCCAAGCCGUCGCUGGUCUGGAACUGCCUACUGCAGGCAGAUGAGAUGCCACGCACUGCCAUUCAUCACUAGUGGCACUUACACCUGCACAAAUGGAGUGCUUCUUGACUCUCGCUGUGACUAUAGCUGUUCCAGUGGCUACCACCUGGAAGGUGAUCGCAGCCGAAUCUGCAUGGAAGAUGGGAGAUGGAGUGGAGGCGAGCCUGUAUGUGUAGACAUAGAUCCCCCCAAGAUCCGCUGUCCCCACUCACGUGAGAAGAUGGCAGAGCCAGAGAAAUUGACUGCUCGAGUAUACUGGGACCCGCCAUUGGUGAAAGAUUCUGCUGAUGGUACCAUCACCAGGGUGACACUUCGGGGCCCUGAGCCUGGCUCUCACUUUCCUGAAGGGGAGCACGUGAUUCGUUACACUGCCUAUGACCGAGCCUACAACCGGGCCAGCUGCAAGUUCAUUGUGAAAGUACAAGUGAGACGCUGCCCAACUCUGAAACCUCCGCAGCACGGCUACCUCACCUGCACCUCAGCAGGGGACAACUAUGGUGCCACCUGUGAAUACCACUGUGAUGGCGGUUAUGAUCGCCAGGGGACACCCUCCCGGGUCUGUCAAUCCAGCCGCCAGUGGUCAGGUUCACCACCAAUCUGUACUCCUAUGAAGAUUAACGUCAAUGUCAACUCAGCUGCUGGUCUCCUGGAUCAAUUCUAUGAGAAACAGCGACUCCUCAUCAUCUCAGCUCCUGAUCCCUCCAACCGAUAUUAUAAAAUGCAGAUCUCUAUGCUACAGGUGCCCAGACAAGGUCUCAUACCUCCCUGGGCUGCUCUCUCUAGGCAAUUUCAGCGCCUCACUCGCUCCUACUUCAAUAUGGUGUUGAUUGACAAGCAGGGCAUCGACCGAGACCGCUACAUGGAACCUGUCACCCCCGAGGAAAUCUUCACAUUCAUUGAUGACUACCUACUGAGCAAUCAGGAGUUGACCCAGCGCCGGGAGCAAAGGGACAUAUGCGAGUGAACUUGAGCCAGGGCAUGGUUGAAGUCAACGGAAAAGCUCCUCUAGUUAGCUGAAACUGAGACCUAAUAAAGGAGGAAAUGGUUUCCCACAGUUCUAGGGACAGGACUCUGAGGUGGGUGAGCUUGCCAAAUCCUACAACGUUUCCAGGCAUUCUUUUAGGGCUGUUUAAUAGUUUCCCUAGAAGCUAGGUAGGGACUGAGGACAGGCCUUGGGCAGUGGGUUGGGAGUAGAAGUUCUUCCUUUCCUAACCCGGGCCCCUGCCCAGCUCUCCAAAGUCUUUCAGAAAAGUAAAUCCUAAAUUCA